Molecule: messenger RNA, 1154 nt
Organism: Galleria mellonella (greater wax moth)
Lineage: Eukaryota; Metazoa; Arthropoda; Insecta; Lepidoptera; Pyralidae
Gene: His2Av
Product: histone H2A.V
Exons: 5
Coding region: 156-545 (129 amino acids)
Cellular component (GO): nucleosome
Molecular function (GO): structural constituent of chromatin; DNA binding; protein heterodimerization activity
Source: RefSeq, a predicted model, not a curated record
CUGUUUUACGACAUUUCCGUUUAAGUACGGUUGGUCAACCUGUAAGCGUUGCGCGGCAGCGGCGCUACCAUCUUUGUGUGUAGUUGAUUUACCUUGCCGCCUUUCCUGUGUUGGUUUCCUCACACUAAUAGUGAUUGUUACUUACACGUUUCAAAAUGGCUGGUGGUAAAGCGGGCAAAGAUUCAGGCAAAGCCAAGGCGAAAGCUGUAUCCAGAUCAGCGCGAGCAGGAUUACAGUUCCCCGUGGGAAGAAUUCAUAGACAUCUUAAAAACAGAACCACGAGCCAUGGUCGUGUUGGAGCUACGGCGGCUGUUUAUUCUGCAGCUAUUCUGGAAUAUCUCACGGCUGAAGUGCUGGAGUUGGCAGGCAAUGCUUCUAAGGAUCUCAAGGUGAAACGUAUCACACCCCGUCACUUGCAGCUUGCCAUCCGAGGAGAUGAGGAACUUGACAGUCUGAUCAAAGCCACCAUUGCAGGAGGUGGUGUCAUUCCACACAUACACAAGUCACUCAUUGGGAAAAAGGGAGGUCCAGGAGCACCCGUCUAAUUAAGGUAUAUCUGAUACAUUUCAUACUGCAUUUGAUUCCGGACGUGAUGCAACCAGCUUCUAAUAUUCAUCACCUGAUUGGUAAACAUAGUUGUCUUCAAGAUAGUGAUGUUGAACAGGACAGUGGAGUGUGGAGUGAUUACAGAAAACUGUUGGUCCGGACUUACUGCUAGUUUAUAAGGAUUAGAACUAUUCUAGGAUUAAGGAGAUUUAAAUAUGAUUGUAUUAGAAUUAAGUUUGACUUCUUGGUUUGUUGAUGGGACAUUUUAUUCUACUAAAAAUUGUACAAUUAUUUCAUGCUCUGUUAAAAUUAUCUUGCUACCAGUUACUGAAAUAUUAAGCAGGUGCUGAUCUGUACAAAGUCACACUCCACAGGAGCUGGUGUAAUAUAAUUUUACUCAAAUGUAAUGACAGGCGCAACUUUUUACUAGUUUGUUUGUAAGCUCAAAGCUGUUUUAAUAAUUAUUUACAGCAUUUUGUAUCUUUUUUUUUUUUUGUGACAUUUUGUACUGAAAUAACAUGUUCUAAAUUGUAAUUAAGUAUGAUUGAACUGUUACAAGUUGUAAGAAAAUGUAUUUUGACCUUUAAAAUAUAAUGAUGAACCUGGAA